UACGGUGUCCUGCAGGUGCCAAGGCUCUCCUCGCGCUGGUUCCCAAACUGUUGACAAAGCUGGAGGAGGAGGAGGAGGAGGAGGUGCAGGUUCUCCUCCUCUCCACCCUCAGUUUCUGCUCCACCCUGGACGCUCUCCCCGCCCUGGCCCUGGAUGCUGUCUCCUUGGUGAGACAGAAGCUCCUCCACUCCUCCCAGGACGUGCGUCGAGAAGCGGCGGCGGCCAUGAUGGCGCUCAGUGUUCCCGAGGAGGGCAAGCGGCGGGUGUGUAAGGAGGCGGUACUUCCUGAAGUCGUACGAUUGUUACAGGAAGCAGACGUAAAGGUUCAGGCUAACGCUGUCGCCGUCAUCAUGUACACGGCCAUUACUACGGAAGGUACACGCGCAGAAUCAAAAAUCAAAAUUCAUCCAGCGGGCCGGAUUGUGUCCCCAGUGACCUGCACUAACGACCUCCAUUGCGAUGCUAACGACAUCGUUUCCUUGUCCUCGUCUGGACAAACACUCACAAAGACAAACGCUCUCUGUCAAAGUCAACCGGACUCUGGUCCGCCCCUGGACCUGGACCAGUUAGAUCGGGCAUAA
Cynoglossus semilaevis (tongue sole) is the source of this 581-nucleotide messenger RNA. RefSeq names its product radial spoke head 14 homolog. The record is from RefSeq and is a predicted model, not a curated record. Lineage: Eukaryota; Metazoa; Chordata; Actinopteri; Pleuronectiformes; Cynoglossidae. The annotation marks the transcript as partial. The transcript is spliced from 3 exons.